GUUAUAGAACAUAGAACAAUUAACAACACACGUCAUUACGUCACUGCGUCACACCGUCCGACGUUCCCACCAGAAUUUCACGUAUUAACAUACAGAUGGUCUUCGUUAUGGUACCGUAUACAGUUUUGGGUGUUUUUAUUUUUAUUUUUUUAUGAACGCUUCAAUUGCAGUUAAUUAUUUGUCAUGCUGUACGUGCAAAUAAACGACUGCUUGAAGCCUUGGGCUGCGUCCCAAACCGCAUUCUUACCUGCUAUAUAGUAGCUGAGAUACAUGUAUUUCGCCUACUAUAUAGUAGGAAAGUACGCGGUUUCGGACUUAGCCGUGCUCUCUUGUUUGCCGUAAAACGAUUGAGCACUGCUGUGUGUAUACAUGUCCUUUCACAAAAUGUGGUGAAAACUCCCACACGACGUUAAUAGUGUGAUUAAGGUGUUUACAUGUCUUUUAACACACGAUGAUAAUGCAACUAAAAUAGGAGUACUCCAUCCAUCCAUCCAUCUUCUACCACUUACUCCUUCUUCAGGGUCGCCAGGGAACCUGGAGCCUAGGCGGGGUACACCCUGGACAGGGUGCCAGUCCAUCACAGGGCACAAUCACAUACACACUCACACACCCAUUCAUACACUACAGACACUUUAGACACACCAAUCCACGUCUUUGGACUGGGAGAGGAAACCCCUCACAGCAUGGGGAGACCAUGUAAACUCCGGCAGGAAUCAAACCCCGGACCCUGAAGGCGUGAGGCGAACAUGCUAACCACUAAGCCACCGUGCACCCCAUAGGAGUACUCCACAUGUCUUAAUUCGACUUGGGUUUCCUACGAGUAUGACUAAGGAUGUCCAUUGUAAGUAUCAUUGCCAGGGAGAUCCUGGACUCUCGAGGAAACCCCACAGUUGAGGUGGACCUGAGGACUGAAAAAGGAUUGUUCAGGGCUGCUGUUCCUAGUGGAGCGUCUACUGGCAUAUAUGAAGCGCUAGAACUCAGAGAUGGAGACAAGAGUCGGUUCAAGGGCAAAGGUGUACUCAAAGCUCUUGGCCACAUCAAUGACACUCUUGGACCUGCUCUAAUUGAAUCUGGGCUCAGUGUGGUGGAACAGGAGAAACUGGACAACAUGAUGAUUGAGAUGGAUGGCACAGAGAAUAAAUCUCAAUUUGGUGCCAAUGCCAUUCUGGGGGUGUCCCUGGCUAUUUGCAAAGCUGGAGCAGCAGAAAAAGAAAUUCCCCUGUAUCGCCAUAUUGCCGACCUGGCUGGAAACACAGAACUAGUGCUGCCAGUUCCUGCCUUUAAUGUGAUAAAUGGUGGAUCCCAUGCUGGAAAUAAGCUGGCCAUGCAGGAAUUCAUGGUGCUUCCUGUUGGGGCAGAGUCAUUUCGUGAUGCUCUGCGUGUUGGGGCUGAGCUCUAUCAGACUCUGAGAGGCGUGAUCAAGGAGAAGUAUGGACAGGAUGCCACUAAUGUGGGUGAUGAAGGCGGUUUUGCCCCAAAUAUCCUAGAGAACAGUGAAGCUCUUGAAUUGAUUAAGACUGCCAUAGACAAGGCAGGUUUCACAGACAAGGUUGUGAUUGGGAUGGAUGUAGCAGCUUCUGAAUUCUACCGUGAUGGGAAGUAUGACCUUGACUUCAAAUCGCCUCCAGAUCCUGAAAGAAACAUCACUAGUGAGAAGCUCCUAGAGAUCUACCAGAGUUUUGUCAAUGACUUUCCAGUGGUAUCUAUUGAGGACCCCUUUGAUCAGGACGACUGGGCAGCAUGGACUCGGAUGACUGGUUCUGUGGGGAUCCAGAUAGUGGGUGACGACUUAACAGUAACAAACCCAAAGAGGAUAGAGAAAGCAGCAGAAGAACGUGCUUGCAACUGCCUGCUUCUGAAGGUCAACCAAAUCGGCACAGUCACAGAGGCCAUCCAUGCGUGUAAGCUGGCCCAGGCCAAUGGCUGGGGUGUGAUGGUCAGCCAUCGCUCUGGAGAGACAGAGGACACAUUCAUUGCAGAUCUGGUAGUUGGACUCUGCACUGGACAGAUCAAGACUGGAGCUCCAUGUAGAUCUGAGCGUCUGGCCAAAUACAAUCAGUUGAUGAGGAUUGAGGAAGAGUUGGGCGAUCAAGCCAGAUUUGCUGGCCACAACUUCAGAAAUCCAAGUGCUCUGUGAAAUGUCCUGUGGCUA
This is a messenger RNA of Ictalurus furcatus (blue catfish), 2152 nucleotides long. It is a transcript of the gene eno2, whose product is annotated as enolase 2. The record is from RefSeq and is a predicted model, not a curated record. Gene Ontology annotation, cellular component: phosphopyruvate hydratase complex. NCBI's taxonomy places the organism in Eukaryota, Metazoa, Chordata, Actinopteri, Siluriformes, Ictaluridae. Gene Ontology annotation, biological process: glycolytic process. Gene Ontology annotation, molecular function: phosphopyruvate hydratase activity; magnesium ion binding. The transcript has 12 exons. The coding region runs from base 833 to 2137 and encodes 434 amino acids.